Adelges cooleyi (spruce gall adelgid) is the source of this 565-nucleotide messenger RNA. RefSeq names its product transcription factor glial cells missing-like. The record is from RefSeq and is a predicted model, not a curated record. The annotation marks the transcript as partial. The transcript has 3 exons. NCBI's taxonomy places the organism in Eukaryota, Metazoa, Arthropoda, Insecta, Hemiptera, Adelgidae. Gene Ontology annotation, molecular function: DNA-binding transcription activator activity, RNA polymerase II-specific; RNA polymerase II cis-regulatory region sequence-specific DNA binding. Gene Ontology annotation, cellular component: nucleus. Gene Ontology annotation, biological process: regulation of transcription by RNA polymerase II; gliogenesis.
UUGCUCGUCCGUCUCGCACGUUCUCUCAUCUUCUCGUUCAUCAAACUCUUCGUUAUUACCGUUUAGUGUAGGUACCGCCUAGGUAUUAUACUACUAUAUACAACCUACCAGCUAACUUUCGGUUAUAGUAGCUGUACACAAAGUGAACGCAAAAGAGAAUUCAGUCAAAAGUGUUCCGACAUGGUCGCUAUGUUCAAACAAGAAUACCAUGAUCAUAGUAUGAGUAAUGAAUACAGUUACUCUCGUGGUCGACCACCGACAGAAUCUAUUUCUCGCAUCGCCGACUGGGAUAUCAACGACUCAAUUAUACCAAAUGUGAGCAGUUUCAAUCACUGGGAAGAAUGGGCUGAUGGCCAUUGUCGCCUGGUGUACCCGUCGAAUUGUGAGGAGGCCAAGAGACACGCUUCUGGAUGGGCAAUGAGGAAUACAAACAACCAUAAUGUGCACAUCUUGAAGAAAUCUUGUCUAGGUAUUCUCCUGUGUUCUAGAAGGUGCGUACUACCAAAUGGCGAUACAGUCCACCUAAGACCAGCCAUAUGCGACAAGGCCAGGAAAAAGCAACAAG